Coregonus clupeaformis (lake whitefish) is the source of this 1730-nucleotide messenger RNA. RefSeq names its product pentatricopeptide repeat-containing protein 2, mitochondrial. NCBI's taxonomy places the organism in Eukaryota, Metazoa, Chordata, Actinopteri, Salmoniformes, Salmonidae. Gene Ontology annotation, molecular function: protein binding; RNA binding. The transcript is spliced from 10 exons. Bases 13 to 1164 code for a protein of 383 amino acids. Gene Ontology annotation, biological process: multicellular organism development; mitochondrion organization; regulation of mRNA processing. Gene Ontology annotation, cellular component: mitochondrion. The record is from RefSeq and is a predicted model, not a curated record.
UCAGGGGGCAACAUGGCGCUUGGCAGGAUCGGCGGCUGCAUCCGAAUACUGCUUCAUGAUGUUCCCGCAAAAGGAUUACUUCGUGGCCGCAUACAAUCGGACUGUAUGGUAUGCAGAGUAGGAGCAAAAAGGCAUCUAUUGUCAGAGGAUGUUGUCAAACUACAAGAAUUUCAGCAGCGGAAACUGGCAGUGGCUCAUCAAGUGUCCGGAUCAAAAAGUCAUUAUUUGGAGGUAUUCAAUCGGAAGCUAAAGAAGAACGAGCUCAUAUUGAAGGAUGAGCUGAAGCUGCUUCUACACUUAUGCCAAUCUGCAGAGGACAUGGUCACAGCCAGAGGCGCCAUCUAUAGGUACCACGAAGAGAACAGUAACGUAUCAUUUGGAGAGUUUAAGUUUGGUCCUCUGUUCAUGAGGCUGUGCUAUGAGCUGGGGCUGGAGGAGAUGGCUGCUGCCACACUGACAGACAAGGACAUGAGAGGAUUCUUCUCGGACUCAACCUCCUUCAAUAUUGCCAUAGACAUGUUGUUUAUGAAAGGAUUAUAUGAGAGUUCUCUGGAUGUACUUAGAGACAUGAAGAACCAAGGUGUGCCAUUCAACAAGGACACGUUCACAUUAGCAACUGGUACCUGCUAUAAACUGAACACCCCGGAGUCCUAUAGAAUCUGUACUGCCCUGAUAGAGGAGGGACAGACCAAAGGACACAUUAUGCCCAGACAUGCCUACUUCUUCACUGUGGCUCUAGCACUUAGACAGAAUGAUGUUGAAAAGGCACAAUCCAUGUUCGGUCAGAUUAUGAGUACUGACAGCAGAAUAUGUCAAAAUCUCAAAGUGCUGAUACUGGCUAUGUCAGGAGCUGUGAAAGAAUCACUCUCUGUCCUGACCUUAGCUUUGGGAUCCAGCAGCCCUGCAUUUAUAAAGAAGCCUGAAUUCGCACAGGAAGUGGUGGACCUGGUGCGUCUGCGGAGCGAGGACAGUCCUCUGAUGGCGAGCGUGGAGCAGGCAGUGUCCCGCCUCCAGCAGGCGGGUCAGGUGACCCAACGGAACCUGGACGAGAUGUUGUGUCACACCCCCACGGGGAAGAGGAGGAUGCCCAUGGGGAUAAUGGAGGAGAGACGGAUCAGCCGGAGGACUCUGAGGCCUCUGCAGUCCACUCUGUUGUCAGAGUGAAUGGGACUAGGUGUAUCUCUUAGCGUGUUUGAGGGGAUCAAGGUGAGGCGCAGAAUUGUGAAUCUUGAUCAGGUAAUGAGUAGGUUUUUGGGAGGGGAUUUGCAGAUCAGUGAUUCUAGUUGUACCCGUCCCUGUCACAGCCAUGGGAGUCUGCUCUCACACCACCCAAACAGGACUGAACAGAAACAGUCUCUGAGAUGCACUCUCUCUCCCUACACCCAGACCUGGACUUUAUAGCGACCUAUAGUGUACCAGUCAGUGUAAUCUACCUCUCAACCAGAGACCCUUAUGUAUUCCUCCUUUUUGGGCUUAUUCUUCACCCCUUCACCCAAAAAUAUGCGAUGGUACAAGUAUACUAGUUGGUUCGAUGUCUGGGGAGCCCCUUCAGAGCAUUACAGACUUUUAACUGCUGACUGUGAAAAGGUUUGUUGAAUCCAAGGGACACCAAUGUGUGCAAAAGAAGAAUGUAAAGGUGUAUGUGAGACAGAUGUGUAUAAACAUGUCAUUAUUUGUGAUUUAUAGUGUAAUACAUAUUGAAUGAUAUAAAAGCUGCUGUUGUAAGUCUU